Molecule: messenger RNA, 738 nt
Organism: Rhodotorula toruloides NP11
Lineage: Eukaryota; Fungi; Basidiomycota; Microbotryomycetes; Sporidiobolales; Sporidiobolaceae
Exons: 2
Coding region: 1-738 (245 amino acids)
Source: RefSeq, a predicted model, not a curated record
AUGGCGCAACGUCUCCUGCGCCUCUUGCGCCAGUCGUUCGGCAGAAGGAGGGAGGAGAGGGGGACGGGUGACGCCGAGGCAGAUGAGGGUGGUACGGCCGCACUCUACGACCCCUCGCUUCACUCCGGAGCGUUGACGGCGCCUCCGACCACCCUCCCCAUCCUCAUCCCUCCCCCGCGUCGACCUCGUACCCGCACUUCGUCGAGCCCGUCGCCGGGACCCCUGCACCAAGUCCUCCAACACACCGACUACCACUUCGUACACCGACCCAGCCCGGCCGCGUCCCUCGUACCCUCACCCACCCGCUCUCACGGAAGCCCGCCAGGCAACGGCUUCAGCACUUUCCUCCGCGAGUACCGGCUGCAGAUGAGCUUGGACGACGCAUUCGACGACGAGGAGGACGAUGAGGCGCCGUCGUCGCUGCAUUCGAGCUGGCAAGGCUCGUCGACCUACCGCGACGGGUGUUGCUCGUCGAUUCACACGCACGUGCAGGACCUCGUCGGCGGGUUCAGCGACGAGGAGCCGCUUAUCUUGAAGGAAUACGACGAGGACGAGGACGACUGCGGCGACGAGGAGGACGACGACGACUGCGGCGACGAGGAGAGCGACGACGAGACGUUCCGGUGCAAGACGGCGGCCGAGAUUGAGCGGGCGUGGGAGGCGGGACUGGCGAGGGACUUGCGCGCUGGUCGCGCUCGUUUCGGUGGCGAGGUAGCUCAGGGUCUGGCGGUGUCGUAG